Hymenoscyphus albidus is the source of this 247-nucleotide messenger RNA. Lineage: Eukaryota; Fungi; Ascomycota; Leotiomycetes; Helotiales; Helotiaceae. The record is from the annotation of a GenBank genome assembly.
AUGCCAUCCAUCGGCACCCAGCCAAUGGCACGCUCUGUGGUCCAAAUCCACGCAGGCGCAGAUGAUUCGCAGCUCAGGGUGGACGAAGCUCGUGGCCAGGCACUGGCAUUGGCACUGGCACUGCUGGGCACUGAGCACGUUGUUGUGCGGAGGGAACAAGAGGGGAAGGACGAACUUUCUUCAUUGUUAUCAAGAAGUCGCUAGCGAGGAUCUACGCGAUAUUGUCCCCAAAGCCUUCAAAGUCUGA